UCACCACCACCUCCACAACCACCUCUCCGCCCCAACCGCCGCCAUGGUCCGCAAACUGAAGCACCACGAGCAGAAGCUUCUGCGCAAAGUCGACUUCACCACCUACAAAUCCGACAACAACCACCGCGACGCAGCCGUCAUCCGCCGCUACGCCAUCCAACAACCCAGCGACUACACCAAGUACAACCGCAUCUGCGGCUCGCUGCGGCAGCUGGCGCACAAGCUGGCGGAGCUGGACCCGGCCGACCCCUUCCGCGUCAAGCACGAGAAGCUGCUGCUGGAGAAGCUCGAGGACCUCGGCAUUCUCGGCUCGGGCGAGGGCUCGCGCAAGCUCAGCGACGUCGAGCGCAGGGUCACUGUGUCUGCGUUUGCGCGCAGGCGCUUGGGCGUCGUCAUGACGCGCCUGCGUAUGGCCGAUACCGUGCAGGCGGCCAUCAAGUUUAUUGAGCAGGGCCAUGUGCGCGUCGGCCCGGAGGUGGUGACGGAUCCCGCGUUUUUAGUGUCGAGGAACCUCGAGGACUUUGUCACCUGGGUCGACUCGUCCAAGAUCAAGCGCAACAUCCUCAAGUACCGCGACCAGCUCGACGACUUCGACCUCGACAUGGCGUAGACGCUGCUGUUGUUGUUAUCUGUUAUCUACCUAUAUACCGGCGUUGUUGGAUCUGCAUUUACGGGCGUCAGGGCGCUGCUCACGGGAAGAAAGGCUCACCAGCCAAUCGUCGGAGGAACGAAGGAAGAAGGGAAGGAAGAGGGAAAAAAGAAGAAGAUCACCAUCAAGCAUCUCGAUACCAAUCAAUCAAUCAACACCGUUUCAUUUGCACCACCACCACCCUACCCCCUCCCCCGAAAAAAUCCCCCCAACUCUCCCUUCACACCUUCAACCC
This is a messenger RNA of Aplosporella prunicola CBS 121167, 884 nucleotides long. RefSeq lists its product as uncharacterized. Gene Ontology annotation, biological process: rRNA processing. Bases 44 to 610 code for a protein of 188 amino acids. The record is from RefSeq and is a predicted model, not a curated record. NCBI's taxonomy places the organism in Eukaryota, Fungi, Ascomycota, Dothideomycetes, Botryosphaeriales, Aplosporellaceae. Gene Ontology annotation, cellular component: small-subunit processome; small ribosomal subunit; Mpp10 complex. The transcript is spliced from 2 exons. Gene Ontology annotation, molecular function: snoRNA binding; structural constituent of ribosome; rRNA binding.